AUGGCCCCAGCAACCAUUGACCUUCAACUCCUCCAAUCCCGACAAUGGUCCGUUGACACCUCCUACAAUGCCUCCAUCAUCAUCUCCUACAACCUCGCCCUGGGAGCUGCAGGUACCAACCUCCCCCUAACCUUCGAAGCCCACCCCUCAUUCCACGCCCUCCCCUCCUUCGCCUGCGUCCCCACCAUCUCCGUCAUGGGCGCCGUUUCCCAAGCAUUUCCUUCCCUCCUCCCCAAAUUCCAACCCCACAACCAACUCCAUGGCGAGCACUACAUCCGAUCCCUCGCCCCCUUCCCCAUCCCCUCGUCCAACUCUCCCACUGUCCCCAUCCGCACCACCGGGAAGAUCAUCGGCUGCGUGUCUCGCCCCCGCGGCGUCACCGUCACGGUCGCCAUCGAAACCUCGCAUCCACCGUCCGGUACGGUCAUCUGCUACAGCGAAUGGACCUCGUUCGUCCUCGGCAUCCCCCCAGCCGGCGCCUCCACCACCACCGAAGAUCGUGGCCCCGCAACCGCAACCUACCCCACCCCAUCGCGGACCGCUGACAAGGUGCUCCAGUAUAAAACGACACCCGAACAAGGCGCCCUGUACCGCGCUGCGUCGGGCGAUUUGAAUCCGCUGCACAUCGAUCCGGCGACGGCGAAGCGGGCAGGCUUUCAGGGGCCCAUUCUGACGGGAACCUGUACGCUGGGGGUUGGGAUCAGGCAGAUCAUCGAGGAGUUUGCGGGAGGGGAUGUCGGGAGGUUUGACUGGGUGCGGUGCCGGUUGAGCAAGCCGGUGUUCCCUGGUGAGUUGGUGCGGACGGAGAUGUGGGAGGAAGAGGGGAGAAGGAUCGCGUUUCGGAUGGUGGUAGGGGAUGGGAAAGGGGAGAAGGUGGUGAUUGGAAAUGCGGCGGUUGGAUUGAAAACGAAUGCUGGGAACCUUUAA
Molecule: messenger RNA, 927 nt
Organism: Eremomyces bilateralis CBS 781.70
Lineage: Eukaryota; Fungi; Ascomycota; Dothideomycetes; Eremomycetales; Eremomycetaceae
Exons: 1
Coding region: 1-927 (308 amino acids)
Cellular component (GO): peroxisome
Source: RefSeq, a predicted model, not a curated record